Molecule: messenger RNA, 5249 nt
Organism: Macrosteles quadrilineatus (aster leafhopper)
Lineage: Eukaryota; Metazoa; Arthropoda; Insecta; Hemiptera; Cicadellidae
Gene: Rassf
Product: ras association domain-containing protein 2
Exons: 11
Coding region: 331-1926 (531 amino acids)
Biological process (GO): signal transduction
Source: RefSeq, a predicted model, not a curated record
CAAAACAACCAUAGAGAUAAUAGGAAAGGAGAGACAAUACAGCGUAAUAAUUAUUAUUGCUUAGUUUUUGGUAUUGGUGCUUUCGUAAUUUUUUUCUUCUUUUACAUUCUUUUAUUCUGCAGAAAUAAUUUUUUAAUGAGUGGUUAAGAUAUUAAAAGGAAAGCUGUUAAAUCAAAUCUAUGCUGCCUUCCUAUAUUUUUCAUAACUAACUUAACUUCAAAUUACUUGUUGUCUAGCCUAGGGUAGGGUAGGCCUAGGCCUAUAGGAAAUGUCUUGAUUACAUCCUACCCAACAUUACCUUAUGAAAAAAAUAAUAACGGUAUUAAAACAAUGUGGAAGUGUCAUAAGUGUGGAAAACCUGUAUACUUUGCUGAGAGGAAACAGUCUUUGGGCUAUGAUUGGCACCCGGAAUGUCUGCGUUGUGAAGAAUGUGGUAAACGAUUGAAUCCAGGACAGCAUGCAGAGCAUAAAGGAGUGCCUUACUGCCAUGUCCCGUGCUAUGGGGCUCUAUUUGGACCUCAACUGUUCGGCCAUGGGACUAGAGUUGAAUCCCACACAAGUUUUGGAAAAGUUGAAAAUAAAUCUGCCGCGCCUAAUAUGCCCAGAUCUCACUUGGAGUCUAAAUUAAAGAUCUUUAAUCAAUUUUAUGAUGGCAAAAGCAGUGAAAUCCGUAGCAGAGAGGUAAAUGGACGUCUUGUAUUGGAGGGAGCUCUUCGGAUCCACUGGGGAGUGAUCGGGGUGAUUCACCUCAAGGAAGAUGAUGACCAGCGCACAGUGGUCACUAUAAGGAAGCGGAACUCUUGUCGAAGUAGUGUAUUUAAUGUAAAGACUGAUGAGGUAUCAGUGGACGUGAAGCACAUAGAUAGCACAGACAGUGAGAGCGGUGUGGUGGUGAAUGAGGACGGCGCUAGUGAGGAGUUGACUAAUGGAGCGGCCACUAGUGUGGAGCAGACCAAUGGAGUGGCCACUAGUGUGGAGCAGACUAAUGGAGUGGCCACUAGUGUGGAGCAGCAGCAGCAGACUAAUGGAGUAUUCAGUAGUGAGGUGGAUGGAGGAGUGUCUAGACCUAGCCUCACUCUGCCCUCUAAACUGGACCUCAAGACCAUAGACUGGGAUGAGCUGGAUGAGCUGUUACAAGUGGAGCGUAAAGUAGACGAUGGCCAGAAGCUGUAUCAGACGAUGCCAGCGAGUGUGUUGACAACGUUGUCAUGCACUCCCCCUCCCUCUCCGUCAGACCAGGAUGAAUACUCUCAGACAUUUGAGGACACUGUGGAGGAGGAGCGUGCUGCGGGAGUAAACCGCUCAGAGAGUGUGCCGGAGUCGUUUGAACUGAGCAGUGAAGAGGAUGAGGCAGUGGGUAACAGUGAGGGGUCAGUGGUGAGACGCAGAGUUGGCUCUACAGCUAUCAAGCGACGUGCAGGCCACCGACGCUCUCGCAAUGCCAAGUUGAGGCGCAGGUGUUCUAUCAAUGGCCACUUCUACAAUAGAGAGACGAGUUUCUUCACACCUCCAUUUGGCAGUCAGAUGUCAGUGUGGGUGACGUCCUUAGUGUCCACACAAGAAGUGAUCAAUCUCAUGCUCGACAAGUACAAGGUUGACAGCAACCCUGCCAACUUCGCACUCUUUGUCGUUAGGGAUAAUGGAGAGCAACGGAGACUCCAAGAUGACGAGUAUCCUCUGUUAGUGAGAGUCAUGCUGGGGCCUCAUGAGGAUGUAUCCAAGUUGUACCUCAUGGAUCGACACAACACCGAUGAAAUCAGUAAUGAGGUUGCCCAGUUUCUUAAUCUCACCUCUACCGAGCUACGUGCUAUUCUGGAAAGAUAUUCAUAUGAAGAGGAGAGGGAAGUUCGGAGAAUUAAAGCCAAGUAUAAGGAAAUGCGGAAACGUAUGAAGCAACGAAUGGAACAGUUGAAAGUCAGGUUAUGAUUAAAAUCCAUCUCUACUGAUGUAUACUAAAAUAAGUAGUAACUAGGUUAACAAAUUUUAAGUACUGGAGCAAUAAAGUAGAUAGUUUUAAAUAAUCAAUAAGAAUGGUUAGAUAAGGUAAGAAAACCAUCUUACAUCACAUAUUGAAGGUCUAAGGGGAAAAAGAAUUCUUCAUAAACUUCUUAAUUCAUGAAUUUGGCACUAAUUUUAUUAUUUUGAUUAGAACAAAAACUUGAUCUUGGAGCUCUCAUAACAACCCUUUGUUACUUCUAAAUAUUUGGUAUUUUGUUUGUUAUUGGAUUCAAAUGUGUUUAAAUUGUCUAAUUACUGUAUCAAAGGUAACAUUUACACUUUGAGUACUUUAUAGACACAUAAGUGUUAAUAUUCAUUAAAAAUAUAAUAGAUAGUUUUAAAACUGUCAUUCAGUUGCAUAGAUUCUUUGAAGGACGACUUUCUGAUAAAAACUCUGCAUGAAAGAAGAUUAUCUUGUCAGUUAGACAUUUAAAGGACAAAUAAAACCCUUGAAUAUAAUAUACAAACAUGUUUACUGUAUUGGAAUGUUUGUCGCUUUUUGUUUAGUUAGGGAAUAGACAUUAGAAAAUAAAUAACUUCUUGAUCAGCAUUGUAUGUGUUAUUAUAUUUACGGAAAGUAAAUAAAAGAAACGUCACAUAAAACAUAUAUUUACGCUUAUACUGUUACUCACAAAAUGGUAAAUGUUGAUUCCACUAAUUUUAGUAAUAAAAGUUCACAUUUUGUAUAAGAAAAUAGAAGGUAAGUUUUUAUUAAAUCACAAUCUGUAAGUAAACAUAAACAAUUCAAUAAGUAAACAAAAUAAUAAUUUGAACACAUGUUAGAAAUAAAAUGUAAAUAAAACAUAUGUUAACACCUCCUCCUCUAUUUACUGUGCUGCGGCACUUUACGAAGAAUCAGCUGGUCAACAUGUCUUCUUAGUCCAUCUUCCAGCUGAACUACGUUCAUUACAUGUCCUUGCUUUUGAGUUAUAUGGCCCAAAUACCACUUGGACGAACCAUUGACAUAUUCCCGUGCUUGCACUUUAUCUCCAACUUUGAAAUUCCUUUUUAUACCGACUUGGACUCCCUUCUUCUGAUAUUUGUUCGGUUCUAAUGUUGGAACAAUUAUUGCGAGGUUUGUUCGUACACUCCUUCCAAACAUUAGGUGAUAUGCUGAUGUACCUGUUGAAUUCGGGGAUUGCCUGAGUUGCAUUAAAAGUCUUUGGAUUUUAUUUUGCAGUGUACCCUUUUCUCCCUCCAUGGAUUUUAGCGCCUUCUUGACAGUCUGCACGUACCUUUCAGCCUGGCCAUUUGAGUUUGGAUGGUAUGGUGCCGUUGUUCUGUGAAUAAUCCCACAUUCAUUCAUGAAGUUUUUGAACUCUUGAGAAACAAACUGUCUUCCAUUAUCUGAAACUAAGAUGUGAGGAAACCCAAAAGUUGAGAAGAUUUUCUGUAAUUCUUGGACUGUCCAUGUACUUGUAGUUGUUUUCGUCUGUAUCACAUCCACCCACUUACUAAAGGCAUCCACUAAUAUCAGGUACUGUUGGCCAUCUGUUGGUCCUAAGAAAUCAAUGUGCACCCUCUCCCAUGGAUUAGAAGGUUGUUCCCAUGGAUGGAUAGUUUUUCUCGGGUUGUUGCAUUUUUCAAUGCAUUGUCGACAUUCAGUUACCAUAUCUUCAAUAUCCUUGUCUAUACUUUUCCACCAUCAAAAACUGCGAGCUAAAGCCUUCAUUUUUAUUCCUCCUAAAUGAGCUACGUGUAGUUCUCGAAGCACAUGAGGUCUGAGAGAUUGAGGUAUCAUGACUCUCCAGCCCUUCAGUACACAAUCAUCUUGAAUGGACAGCUCGUUAUCGUGAAAUCCGUAUUGUUCAACAGAUUGUCCCGAUUUCAAGGCCUGUAGGACUGGACCCAAAACAGCAUCGUUGAGAGUUUCCUUAGCUACCACGGUACUGUUGAUAUUGAGUGUUUCCAGUUGAUUUAUGUAGUACUUCGAGAGGUCGUCUACAGAAUGUUCUUGUACAACUUCGAUAGGGAAUCGAGAGAGAUAAUCUGCAUUGCAAUGAUGAGCCGUUUGUCUGUACUCUAUGUCAUAGUCGAACCCGGAGAGAAAGUGAGCAUAGUUGAAUAUCCGUGAUUGUUGGUAAGGUCUUUGCUGGAUUAAAAAUUGACACCAGCGGUUUGUGAUCAGUGAUCAAAGUAAAUUUGCGGCCAUAACAAAACGGGUAAAACUUUUUCAGGCCCCAAUAUAUUCCCAAGGCUUCCUUAUCGAUUUGAGAGUAUUUUUGUUCUGAUUUUGAUAAAGAUCGAGAGGCGAAGGCAAUUGGCCUGUCUGUUCCAUCCCUAUAGCGGUGCGAAAGAACGGCUCCUACACCUACCGGCGAAACAUCAGUAGCUAAGACCAGUGGCAAGCUAGGAUCAAAGUGUACCAACACGUCAUCACUUGUAAUAAUUUCUUUAAUCUUCAGAAAACUCUGUUCACAAGCAGAGCUCCAUGUAAAAGUGUUUCCUUUUCGUAGCAGCCGAUUCAAAGGAUGUAGCAGUGUAGCCAAAUUCUUUAUGAAUUCGUUGUAAUAAUUCGCAAGGCCUAGGAAAGUUCGGAGUUCAGUUACGUUCUCUGGUCUUUUACAUUUUAAAAUACUCUGUAUUUUAGCAUCUGACUUGUGUAGUCCUUUGCUAUCAAUCACAUGACCUAAGUACUCAAUUUUGUUCUGGAAAAACUUACACUUCUCUCUAUUUAACCUCAAAUCAUUUAACUUCAAUCGUUCAAACACCUGUUCCAGUCGGCGAAGAAGCUGUUCCCUGUUAGAUCCUUGGACAAUUACGUCGUCAAAGAAACAUUGUACGCCUUCUAAGUUAUGUAAUGUUUUGUCCAUGAAUCUUUGCCAUAACAAGGGUGCCACUUUUACUCCAAACAUUAAUCUGUUCACUUUAAACAGCCCUUUAUGAGUACUGAUCGUUUGCAUGGUGGCACUGUCUUCGUCCAUCUCCAUGUGCAAGUAUGCGUUACUGAUAUCAAGAGUACAAAAUAUCUUUCCACAAUGCAUCUUUGGCAUGAUAUCAUCAAUCCGAGGUAUAGGGUAAUGUUCGUCUUUAAUAACUUUGUUCAAAGUCACCUUGUAGUCAGCACAUAUUCUGACUGAACCAUUGGGUUUGACAACCGGCACAAUGGGUGUACCCCAAUCGGAUGAUUCGACACGAGUGAUUAUACUCAAAGUCUCCAGUCUUUCAAGUUCCUUCUCUACUUUUUCUUGUAAUGCAUAUGGCAUGUGUCUAGGUUUGAUGUAAAUUGGCUGGGUUUCGUCUUUUACAUU